Molecule: messenger RNA, 693 nt
Organism: Helianthus annuus (common sunflower)
Lineage: Eukaryota; Viridiplantae; Streptophyta; Magnoliopsida; Asterales; Asteraceae
Product: outer envelope pore protein 16, chloroplastic-like
Exons: 6
Coding region: 103-543 (146 amino acids)
Biological process (GO): protein import into chloroplast stroma
Cellular component (GO): chloroplast outer membrane
Molecular function (GO): amino acid transmembrane transporter activity
Source: RefSeq, a predicted model, not a curated record
CAGUGAGUACAUGACAAAUCGUGAUAAAUCAAUAAAAUAACACUCAACACUUGAAAAACAAUCAAAGGCAUCGAUUAUAAGAGAGAACUCGAAGAACUGAAGAUGCCAAAGACUACUUUCAUGGGUUCACUUUCUUCUCCCAAAGUUGAAGUCUUGGUCGAUACGGGAAACCCUCUCCUCAAUCACACUCUCGAUGGGUUCUUGAAGAUCGGAACCGUUGCUGUUGCGAAAGUGGCUGCUGAGGAGACUUACCACAUGGUCAAACGAGGAAGUGUUUCAAAGCAUAGCUUGCAAAACUCGUUAGAAAAGAUGUGUAAAGAAGGUGCAUACUGGGGUACUAUAGCUGGAGUAUAUGUUGGAAUGGAGUAUGGCGUUGAGCGAGUGCGUGGCACCAGAGAUUGGAAGAACGCGAUGAUCGGUGGUGCAUUGACAGGCGCGCUUGUAUCAGCAGUUGGCAACAACAAAGGAGAUAAAAUCAUAAUGGAUGCCAUCACAGGAGGUGCAGUGGCAACUGCUGCUGAGUUCAUCAGUUAUCUUACUUAAAUCAGUUAAAUAACAAAUGUGUGACAUUCUUCACCGCUGCUACAAGUAGUGGAUGUUGACAAGUUUGUUUUCCUGAUCUUACUGAUGAUAAUAAUAAUCUGAUGUUUGAUUGAAAUGUGGCUUAUAAUAAUAGUUAAUGCAUUUGUUAAA